Molecule: messenger RNA, 1898 nt
Organism: Paramisgurnus dabryanus
Lineage: Eukaryota; Metazoa; Chordata; Actinopteri; Cypriniformes; Cobitidae
Product: claudin-3-like
Cellular component (GO): membrane; bicellular tight junction
Molecular function (GO): structural molecule activity
Source: RefSeq, a predicted model, not a curated record
UAAAGGCUGCUUGGCUUCACAGGCUACACAAAGAAAGAGAGGAUCUCAACUAAAGAAUCAAAUCAAAGCUUAGAUUGCAGUAAUUGAUUAGAGGUACUGCACAAAAGAGGCAUCAUGUCGAUGGGACUGGAGAUCGGUGGGAUUGCCCUGGGCAUCAUUGGUUGGAUCAUUGGUAUCGUCGCUUGUGCUCUGCCCAUGUGGCGUGUAUCGGCCUUCGUCGGCGCGAAUAUUGUCACGGCCCAGGUCAUCUGGGAAGGUUUGUGGAUGAAUUGUGUUGUGCAGAGCACCGGACAGAUGCAAUGUAAGAUCUACGACUCCAUGCUGGCCCUAUCGCAGGACCUCCAGGCCUCACGAGCCAUGUCCGUUAUCGCCAUCAUCUUGGCGGUCCUGGCUGUGAUGAUCUCCGUCAUGGGCGCCAAGUGUACCAACUGCAUAGAGGAUGAAUCAGCAAAGGCAAAAGUUAUGAUCGUGUCCGGUGUCCUCUUCAUUCUCGCCGGCAUCCUGGAGCUCAUUCCAGCGGCUUGGGUGGCAAACCAAACCAUUCAGGACUUCUACAACCCGAUGCUGGUCUCCGCUCAACAGAGAGAGCUCGGGGCAUCGCUCUACAUAAGCUUUGCCGCUGCUGCUAUGUUGCUGAUCGGAGGAGCGAUGCUGUGCUGCUCUUGUCCUCCACAAGAAAAGAAGUACAAGCCACAGAGAAUGGGCUACUCUGCUCCACGUACUAACAACGCUGGAUUUGACAGGAAAGACUAUGUUUAAAACAUUGUUAUCUCUCAGGGAAAAGAAGAAGGAUUUGAAGAUCUCUUACAAAGAGUGGAGAUCAUUUUUUAAGAGGACUCCGAAAUGAAGGGUCGUACGAUGCUGUCAAUAUCUGCUUUACUUCAGCUUCCUAGGGCUUGUGUGUGUAUUAAGGGCUGGUUUUGUCCCUUAAAAGACAGUUUGAUGCGUUUGCUAUGUGUAUAACAUUCACAUUUCAUUUUUUAUAUUAUUUUACUGUUUUAAACAUGGAUUUUUUUCUAUUAAGUUCUAUUAAAUUUCAGUUGCAUCAGUAGUUCUUUGUACUUAUGACACAAAAAUAAUCAAUGGUUUAACUGGUUAAGUAUGUUUUUUUUUUAACCAAAGCUGUUUCAGAUUCAGUCUGAUGCCGUCUACAUUAUGACAUUUAUAGACAGGGACGAAGACUUAAACUCUUUACAUGUAUUUGCUCAUGAAAAUUUUGCUUGACAUAUAUGUAUACGGGUCUUAAAAAGGAUGGUUGUCAACAAGUUGCUAUACUGGACUAUAAAGAAGUUGUCAGGAACUGUAAACGUCUUCACAUAUGAAAAUCUCAAAAUCAAUGUAACGUGGGCACAACUCCAAAAUAAUAAUUCAUCCACACAGUAUUUUCUUAUCAGGGAACAUUAAUUUCUUUUUUAAUAAAGUUUGCAAGAGUUGUCAGAAGCAUUGAAGUCGAGCGACUUUGUUAUAGUUUGCUUAUAGCCUAUAGGUUUUUACUUUCAAAUAAAUGCAUUAAUUCAUAAGGGUAAUGUUAAUUUGUGAAGAUUAUUUAUAAGGACAAAACGCGUAUGUAUCAUAAUCUUUGGUUAAUGUCAUUAUUUUUCAUGAUGAAUUAAAAAUAAUUUGAGUAAACCGUCUGCCUUAAACCAUUUAAUUUUUAAAACCUGUGAACUUCUCUAAUACCAGCAUGUUGAGUUUCAUAGGCUGGUAGUUGAUGUCUUAAUUGCUGGUUAAAAAUUUUCCAUUCAAAAUGUUUUGCAUUCUUAAAAAUAUGUAAUCGUUGCCACACUGUUAAAUCUUAUACUGUCAUUGGUUUGGUCGGACAACAUGUAAGUGUAUUAGUAACACAACUUAAAACAAAACUUAUUAAAGCAUCUAUAUUAAUUCAAACUAAAACUGUU